AUGGAAAUGAUAGCCGUUAAACCCCACGCCCAUUUCUUUAAUUUAAAUACCAAGAUCAUAACCAAGAAGCAAUUCACAGAUGUUUUUAUCCAGUGCCAAUCAUCUAGAAGAAAGUGCUUUUGUAUCAAUAUGGGAUAUGAUCCUCAGAAACUUCCUGGCAGGCCCACUAAUAAGUACUUAUUUACCGUUGCAGCUGCAUCAUCAGGUGUGAAAGAUGUUGAAGUUUCUUCUCCAUUUGAAGACUUUACUAUUACUACCAGCAGUGUUGAUAAAACUAAUGAAUUAAAGAUAAGUGUAGAGGUAUCUGGCAUUAAAACCCAACAAAUAUUUGACAAUGUGUUCUCCAAGAUGGUUGCUGAUGCUCAGCCAAUUCCAGGAUUUCGAAGAGUAAAAGGAGGGAAGACUCCUAAUAUACCCAGGGACAUUCUUUUGGAAAUUCUUGGUCCCUCAAAAGUUUACAAGCAAGUAAUUGAGAAAGUAAUUAACAGUACGAUAGCAGAAUAUGUAGAUAAGGAAGGUUUAAGAGUUAGCAAAGAUUUGCGGACCGAACAGAGUUUUGAAGAUCUUGAAGAAAUGUUUGAACCUGGUGAUGAAUUUAGAUUUGAUGCAAUUGUCCAGUUUUUAAAUUCAAGCUGA
Messenger RNA from Fraxinus pennsylvanica, 636 nucleotides. Lineage: Eukaryota; Viridiplantae; Streptophyta; Magnoliopsida; Lamiales; Oleaceae. The record is from the annotation of a GenBank genome assembly.